ACGGGGUCGAUUUGGCGGCAAGUUUGUGUUGGUUGGGAAGAUGGACGGAGACUGGGAGGACGAGGAGGAUCGCUUCGAGAGUCAGUUCGCCGACGAACUGGAAGUUCUGUCCGAAAUUAGUCAACAAACUCGGGAUGAUAACUUCACCUCUGCAUUGAAGCAGUCCAGGUUUCGGCGUGGUGAACAGACUUUUGAAGAAGCCCUUGCUGCAGGAGACAAUGUUGCCAGGAAUGGCCCAAAUGUCAAGACCCAGGCUCGGGAACAAACAAAGCAACAGGAUACAGUGGUCUUGGGCAGCUCUGCGAGGAAACGAGAUCUUGAUACCCUCCACUCUGCUGAUGAAGAGGAAUUCCUUGACCAUCUGCUAGACCAGAAUCAAGAGCAAGGAACGACAACUCCCAGGCUCAAGAAGCCCAGGCUGGGUGCCAUGAAAAGGCUGAAUUUUAUGUCACAGCUCAGUUCAGGCGAGCCUCCUCUGCCAGAUGAUGACAUCACGCCGCCCUCAUCACCGGAAGACCUCCCUCAGAGCCGACACCCCGGAAGUCCAAAGGUAUCUAAACAGGACAUUGCUGAUUUAAGUGGCAUGGCCCCCAUGGAAGAUGUUUCCUUUCAGACAGUGACAAAGAGAGUUCUUAAACGACCUCCAGUUUUGGAAGAUUAUAUCAAGGUGACAUCAUCUGAUGGAACACGAGUUUACAUGGUGCUGCAGGAUGAAGACUCAUCACCAGGCGUUGAGUUUGAUAAACUGCGCUGGAGUGGGCAAAGGCAGCUACAUUUGCUGGGAGUACCUUUUUACGAUUUGAAGGAACAAGUUGCUGAAGAGAAUCGCAGGCUGGUGUUGGAAGAAUCCCAGAGGUUGAGUGAAAUGCUGAAUAGCCAGAUUGAUGAGGAGUUUGGAGUAGUUGAGAAACAGGAAGGAGAGGCUGCGGAUGAAAUUGGCGAUGAAUGUGAAGAAUGUAGCUCCAGCACCCUCUGGGUUGAUAGAUUCACUCCCAGACAGUAUACCCAACUGCUCAGUGAUGAUUACACGAAUCGCUGCCUCCUGAAGUGGUUGAAAAUGUGGGACACAGUAGUCUUUGGCCAGGAGAAACCCGUAAAGAAAAGCAAGCAGCUGGUAGAAAAACACUCGUCCUUCAAACAGUCCCAGCAGCUGCAGCAGAACAAGUGGAAGAGCAAGACACAAAUUACUGAAGAGAUCCUAGAUGCAGAACUCGAUGCACACAGCAGACCAAAAUACAAGGUGGCACUGUUGAGUGGCCCUCCAGGUCUGGGGAAAACAACACUAGCUCAUGUCAUUGCAGCACAUGCAGGGUACAAUGUUGUGGAAAUGAAUGCAAGUGAUGAUCGCAGCCCUGAAAUCUUCAAGACCAGGAUUGAAAAUGCCACCCAGAUGAAAUCUGUGCUUGGAGCCAACGAGAAACCAAAUUGCCUGAUCAUUGAUGAGAUUGAUGGUGCUCCCAGUGCUGCAGUAAAUACUCUCAUGAACAUCGUCAAUCGUAAAGAUGUAAAGGAAGAUGAGGCAGCAGCAGGUGGCGGAAAGAAGAGGAGGAAAAAAGAUGGUGGAAUUUUACAAAGGCCCAUAAUCUGCAUCUGUAAUGAUCAGUAUGUACCAUCACUGAGACAACUAAGGCAACAAGCCUUCACAUUAAUCUUCCCUCCAACCUUGCCAUCCCGGCUUGUUCAAAGACUUCAUGAGAUCACCAUUCAAACAGGGAUGAAGGCAGACAUGGGUAUUCUUAUGAGUUUAUGUGAAAAAGCAGAGAAUGAUAUCCGCUCCUGUGUGAACACUCUACAGUUCCUCCAUGGAAGAGGGAAAUUGAAUCUAAGCAUGAGAAUGAUUCAGACCGCAAACGUAGGCCUCAAGGAUGUAAACAAGAGCCUGUUCUCCAUCUGGCAAGAGAUCUUCCAACUCCCAAAGAUUCAAAGAAAGCGAAUUGGCCAGGAUUGCAGUUUGCCAUAUGAAUUACGGAGCAGUGAUAACCAAAAGGCCUUGGAUGGCAUUAUGAAGACCGCACUGAAUACAGCAGCACACAGAUUCAAUCAUAUUCUUCAUCUGUCCACCUCAUCAGGAGAUCACGAAAAGAUUACUCAGGGCUUGUUUGAUAAUUUCCUGCUAAUGAAGUUUAAAGAUCCCACUUUCAAUGGAGUCUGCCUGGCACUGGAGUGGUUGGAAUUCACGGACAUGCUGAACAAGAGAAUGAUGAGUGUGCAGAACUUCCAGCUGAUGCGAUACCUGCCGUUCCUUCCAGUCACCUUUCACAUGCUGUUUGCAGCAUCCAGUGUCCCAAGGAUUUCCUACCCAAACAGCCACUAUGAGGCACAAACUAAGAUUACCCAUAUGCACAACUUGCUGACAACCUUGGUAAGCGAAAUCAGCCCAGCAAUCCGCAGCCGAAUCACUUUGCAAGCACUCGUGUCGGAAAUCCUCUGCCUCCUGCUCGACAUCCUUUCUCCGAAGCUGCGACCAGUGAACACCCAGCUGUAUAGUGCCAGAGAGAAGCAGCAGCUCACUGACCUGAUUGGAACCAUGCUGGCCUACAACCUCACAUAUCACCAGGAACGGACCCCAGAUGGACAGUAUGUUUACUUGCUGGACCCCAACAUAGAAGAUGUUUGCCGGUUUCCUGAACUUCCUGCACGAAGGCCGAUGACUUACCAGGCGAAGCAGUUAAUAGCCCGUGAGAUUGAACUGGAAAAGAUGAGACGUGUGGAAGCUUUGCUGAAUUCUCGCAACAUGGAAAAGAAGGAAACUGUUGAAGUCAAAAAUAAAACAAGUGAAAGCAAUGCAAGUUCAAAAGCAUGUGUGAAGAAUCACAAACAGACGUUGGAAAAUGUUCUCAAGUCUGUGUCUGUGAAAGAAAAGGUGGAGCUUGAUUUCUUUGGCCGGCAAAUGGACAAAAUUAACAUUGUGACAACCUCAACAGUGACUGGAGCAGCUGAGCCUAUGAAGGAAACAGCUGAGAAAUUCAUUGGAAAAGCAGUUGGAAAUAGUGAUGUUUGGUUCCGAUUUAACGAAGGAGUUUCAAAUGCUGUUAGACGCAAUGUUUAUAUAAAAGACCUGCUCUGAGAAUGUGGCUGGUUAUUGAAAUAAGUAACUGCUGUUUAAAAAACAGGAAAGAGCCUAUACAUUCUCCUACAGAGCUCAUAAUGGAACUGUCGAAUUUGGGUAUCCAAUGCAAACUUGCCUGUGCCCAAGCUCUCGUAGGAGAUAAACUUCAGUCCGAUUAUUGGGCCACCAGGUGUCAAAAUGUUUGAACAUUCAGUGACGUUUGAGUAACAACUGUGCAACUCAAAUCUAAAAUUGCUGCUGAGUUUGCAUCUAAGUAGGUUUGGAAUCUAGUUUUUUUUUUUCCACAGAAAAUGGG
This is a messenger RNA of Chiloscyllium plagiosum (whitespotted bambooshark), 3365 nucleotides long. RefSeq names its product CTF18, chromosome transmission fidelity factor 18 homolog (S. cerevisiae) (gene chtf18). The record is from RefSeq and is a predicted model, not a curated record. NCBI's taxonomy places the organism in Eukaryota, Metazoa, Chordata, Chondrichthyes, Orectolobiformes, Hemiscylliidae. Gene Ontology annotation, molecular function: ATP binding; ATP hydrolysis activity.